UGCGCGUUCCCUAGACCAAGUCAACCCCAGACCGACUUGUACCUCUGCACGUCCGUUUCCAUUCCCUCGGAUGCCAUUGCCAGCUCUUCUGCAGAGGCCGUCUUCUUCUUCUUCUUCCCCCGCCAAUUGGCACCCUUCUCUCCAUCCCCCCCUUUUCUGUCACUGCCAUUGCUCCAGAAUUUGUAAUGCUGUGUUGCACUUGUCGCUGCAUUUGUUGGUGUCACGAUCGAGAGAUUUAGAAGGCCAUAAGCCAGCGGGCCGGGCGGCGGCGCCAUUGCUCUCCUCCCCUAUAGCUAGCUCGAUUUCUCGCUACAACGAUUCUGUUCUUCCUCCCUCGGCGCUAACAGUAGGUCUCUGCUGAAUUGCUUCCGAGAUGAACGAUCUCUUCUCGUCGAGUUCGUUCAAGAAGUAUGCCGACCUGAAGCAGCAGGUUGAGCUGGACGAGAUGGAGUCCGGCGUCGGCGGCCAGGGCGUCAACCUGGACAAGUUCUUCGAGGACGUGGAGGUCGUGAAGGAGGACAUCCGCGGCCUGGAGAGCAUGCACCGCCGUCUGCAGUCCGCGAACGAGGAGAGCAAGACCGCCCACGACGCCCGCGCCGUCAAGUCCCUCCGCGCCCGCAUGGACGGCGAGGUCGAGCAGGUCCUCCGCCGCGCCAAGGCCAUCAAAGGCAAGCUCGAGGCCCUCGACCGCCAGAACGCUGCCAGCCGGAAGAUCUCCGGCUGCGGCGCAGGAUCCUCCACCGACCGCACCCGCUCCUCCGUCGUCUCCGGCCUCGGCAGGAAGCUCAAGGACCUCAUGGACGACUUCCAGGGUCUUCGGACGCGGAUGGCGUCGGAGUACAAGGAGACGGUGGCGCGGCGGUACUACACGGUGACGGGCGAGCACGCGGAGGAGAGCAAGAUCGAGGCGCUCAUCUCGUCGGGGGAGAGCGAGACGUUCCUGCAGAAGGCGAUCCAGCGUGACCAGGGGCGCGGGGAGGUGCUGAGCACGCUGUCGGAGAUCCAGGAGCGGCACGACGCCGUGAAGGACAUCGAGCGCAGCCUGCUGGAGCUGCACCAGGUGUUCCUGGACAUGGCGGCGCUGGUGGAGGCGCAGGGCCACCAGCUCAACGACAUCGAGACGCACGUCGCGCGCGCCAGCUCCUUCGUGCACAAGGGCACCGUGGAGCUCCAGUCCGCCAAAGUGUACCAGAAGAGCAACCGAAAGUGGGCCUGCAUCGCCGUCGUCGCCGGCGUCGUGCUCGUCCUCGUCAUCGUGCUGCCCAUCAUCGUCAACCUCAAACUCUUGGCCGGCAGAUAGAUCCUUUUUGGAUCGAUCCGUCAUGCGAGCUGCAUGUUAAUUCUUGAUGUAUUGUUUUGUUCUUUGGAUUGAGAUGGAGAUUCGUUCUAUAGAUCAGAUCAGAAGUUUUACUACUUUAGAUUUGUUGUCUUAUUAUAUUUAAUUUGCUCUUGUGCUGGUUGUGUGGGAGAAGUGCGCCACCAUUGUCGAUCGAUCCAUGAGGCAACGUGCCGGUCAUGUUGUGUGGUGGUGGCCA
Lolium perenne is the source of this 1535-nucleotide messenger RNA. RefSeq names its product syntaxin-124-like. Gene Ontology annotation, cellular component: plasma membrane; SNARE complex; endomembrane system. Gene Ontology annotation, molecular function: SNARE binding; SNAP receptor activity. The record is from RefSeq and is a predicted model, not a curated record. NCBI's taxonomy places the organism in Eukaryota, Viridiplantae, Streptophyta, Magnoliopsida, Poales, Poaceae. Gene Ontology annotation, biological process: exocytosis; vesicle fusion; intracellular protein transport.